Messenger RNA from Alosa sapidissima (American shad), 1804 nucleotides. RefSeq names its product serine/threonine-protein kinase SBK1. The coding region runs from base 210 to 1235 and encodes 341 amino acids. Gene Ontology annotation, biological process: peptidyl-threonine phosphorylation; peptidyl-serine phosphorylation. The transcript is spliced from 4 exons. The record is from RefSeq and is a predicted model, not a curated record. Gene Ontology annotation, molecular function: protein serine/threonine kinase activity; ATP binding. Lineage: Eukaryota; Metazoa; Chordata; Actinopteri; Clupeiformes; Clupeidae.
GUGGACAGUACAGCUGCAGCUGAGGUGAAAGAGGGACAGAGGCUGACACGGACAGACACAGGGGCCAGCAAUCAGUGAGCGUCCCAGUGCUGGUGAACACAUGUGCCAGGUGGACAGAGUAAAGCAGGGCAGUGCAGGUCACAUACAGGGCUGAUUUCUCUUUUCUCUCUCUCUCUCUCUCUAAAGACUCUCUAAAGGUGUGUGGGACGAUGAUUGAACUGGGGAUGCCGGCCGGGAGUCUGAUCGACGAGCUGAUGGAGCUCACUGCCCAGAGCCUCAGCCACCUGGAGAUCAAGGAGCACUUCAACAUCAUCAAGGAGAUUGGCCGCGGAAAGUACGGCAAAGUGCUGCUGGUCACACAUCGCUUCAGGGGGACACCGAUGGCACUCAAAGUGAUGCCCAAAGCUUCGACCAAGCUGCAGGGCUUCCUGCGCGAGUACUGCAUCUCCCUGCACCUGUCACGCCACCCGUGCAUCGUGGGACUCUUCGGAAUCGCCUUCCAGUCCAAAGAGCACUAUGGCUUUGCCCAAGAGCUGGUGAUUGGCCGGGACUUGUUUGCGGUUAUCAAGCCAAGGGUGGGUAUUCCGGAGUGUGCAGCGAAGCGCGUCGCCGAGCAGGUGGCCAGCGCACUGGAAUUCAUCCACGACCACGGCCUGGUCCACCGCGACAUCAAGCCCGAGAACGUCCUGCUGCUCGACAGCCACUGCCACCAGGUCAAGCUGGCCGACUUCGGGCUCACCCAAAAGAAGGGCACCCUGAUCCGCAUGAUCUCGGGCACCCUGCCCUACAUGGCGCCCGAGUUGUGUGCCAUGGCAGUGGAGGAGGGUGAGACGGAGGCCAAGGCGCCCCCGCUCAGCGUGGAGCCCAGCCUGGACACAUGGGCAUUUGGCGUGCUCGUCUUCUGCAUCCUCACCGGCUUCUUCCCCUGGGACCGCUGCGUGCCAUCUGACGACUUCUACGAGGAGUUCGCAGAUUGGUGCCAGCAGCCGUCCAUCGCAGAUGUCCCGUCCCAGUGGAAGAAGUUCAGCCCCGCCGCCCUGGAGAUGUUUAGCAAGGUGCUAGCCUUGGAUGCCACCCAGAGGUGCUUGGUAAGUGAGGUGAAGGCGUAUGUGGAGAAGGACUGGCUCAAAGCAGGGAGCUCUAAUGGCCUUCCAUGGGCAGACAGCAAGAAGGUCAAUGGCACGAUCAGCCCUAGCUUGGGCAGAAGCAGCCCUGUCCGUGAGGCGUUGGCAUGACGUAAAUCAUAUCAUUCUCAAGGACUUCCCAAGGGUUCUUUUUUAGCAUGCAGUGGAGGGAGGAGGUCGGAGAGUGAGGAUAAAUGAUAAAUUCCUUCAGGACUGUAGGUCAUCUCAACUGGUUGCGGCACUCAUUUUAUGGGGGCCGUUAAAGUGUACACACCUUCCGCUUGCAGCAGAUGGAUAAAGUGUCUGGGAAAGCCCUGAGCCCUGGUGGCCUUCAAGAGCAUGGACCAAGAGCUCUGAUGUCUGAUACCUAGACAUACCAUAUUCCCUCGGAGAGCAUUGCUUUAUGGAGAAGAUCCUGUUCCUUUGUGCUCUGAAUCUUCAACUUUGCACGUCAACUAAAAGCCACAAAAUAUAAUCUUGCUGACUGUAAUGUUAUUGGAACUACACUGACUUAUGUGAGAACCAAGCCAAUAUCAAUAUAACAAUAUAAUUCAAUGUCACUAAAAAUUCAUUAUUUUAAGUUGUUGACAGGUGUCUGUUGCACAAUGAUAUAAACACAUAAUAUUAAUUUUGCACACACAUCUAAUAUAUUGUUUGAAUGUAAGAUUUGUCAGAGUGUA